CCCCCCUCCUUCUCCAAACUCAGGAAAAGUCAAUACAAUCGCACUUCAUUUUUCCUUCAUGUGCACUUGGAAGUCCUGGGAGCAGCAAGAGCAGCAGCAGCAAGAAUGAACUGCAAGGAGGAAAAUGACAACUGCACUGACGGGAGCAGGAGCAGCACCAAGAAGAUGCUGAAAUGCGUGGUGGUUGGGGAUGGUGCAGUUGGGAAAACCUGCCUGCUGAUGAGCUAUGCCAAUGAUGCCUUCCCAGAGGAGUAUGUCCCCACUGUGUUUGACCACUAUGCAGUAACCGUGACUGUGGGAGGACAACAGCAUUUGCUGGGGCUGUAUGACACUGCAGGGCAGGAGGACUACAACCAGCUGAGACCCCUGUCCUACCCCAACACUGACGUGUUCCUGAUCUGCUUCUCCGUGGUGAAUCCUGCCUCCUACCACAACGUGCAGGAGGAGUGGGUGCCCGAGCUGAAAGUCUGCAUGCCCAACGUGCCUUACGUCCUCAUAGGAACACAGAUUGACCUCCGGGACGAUCCCAAGACCUUGGCACGGCUGCUUUACAUGAAGGAGAAGCCCCUCACCUACGAGCACGGAGUGAAGCUGGCAAAGGAGAUCGGAGCCCAGUGCUAUCUGGAGUGCUCAGCACUCACACAGAAAGGCCUUAAGACUGUCUUUGACGAGGCCAUCAUGACCAUCUUCCACCCCAAGAAGAAGAAGAGGCGCUGUGCAAAGUGCCACCGAUGCUGCACCCUUGUGUGACGUGCCCUGGGAAGCAGAGCCAGCUGAGUUCAGUGAAACCAAGCAGGUUAGAAAGGCAACCAAGGUCACGUGCAACUGAAACGGGGAACAUGACCAGAAAAAGGUCCUUCUUACCCAAAUAUAGGAGCUCUGCAUCCCGUGGAGCCUCCACGCUGAAUCACCCUUGGCCAACUCCUGUCUCUGUGCUUUCCUAACCCUCCAGAGCUGUUUUGCAGCCUGUUCCCACUGCUGCACCAGCAGAAACCAGGAUGCCUGCUUGGCUCCCCACCUUAGGUGAAGGUGGCUUGUGACAAAACAAAGAGCUAAAGAUGGCAAAAGAAACAGGAGAAACUCCUUUUGUGGUAUUAUGCAUCAGAAUUAGGAAUUUGCAGUCCUUAGGAAUUGAAUCUGAAUUGACUGAAAGCACAUGGAGAUCUGUAGAAAUCUAAUAUGUAAGAUACACACUAUAGGUAGGAUGUACUUUAAAAUUGCUUUACUUUUAUAGGACUUGCCAGUUCAGGAGAUAUUUCAGUUUGUUCACACCACAUGGAAGCAAAGGUGGAGUGAUUCCAGUUUGUUUUCACCUAAUGGUGAAACUUCACAGCAUCAGGAUGUUACUGCACCCAAGCUAUCAAAAUGGAUCAACAUUUACCUCCAGACUUAAGGAAUGUUCUUACAACUAAAAAAAAUGCAAAUAACUGUAUUUUUACAGAGGAAUGUUCAGGCUGAGCCAUGUUUCUGUAAGCUGGGAAAGGAAGUACAGAGUUGUAGCAUUAAUGUACUGAAACAAAGAAAUUCUGCCACCAAAGAAUAUUGCCCUGGACAUGAAAUAGCAGCGUGAAACAAUCCCUCUUCCAACUGAGAACAAGAACAAGACACAUUGCCAUGGCAACUGAGAAUUUACCUUAUAGAUCAGCUGGAUUUCUACAUCUCACCCAACAGCCAAGAAUAGAAAAAAAAAAUAGCCAAAGGUCAUACUGACUUUAAGUGCUUUGAGGUGAUCAAAUUGCCUUAAAAUUAUCCCUUUUUUAUGAAGUAUUUCUGUAAAAAACUCAUCAAAGUGAAGUUGUGAACUUGUUGGCUUAUUGUAGCCUCCCUCCUCCCAUUUGUUUCUUCUCUCCCUGCUCCCAUUUUCCCAUCUUCACAGAGAUUGCUGUUUCAGCUGCAGCCUGGCUGCUGUCCUCAGGCAUGGCUGUAGCCAGCAGCAUGGAGGUGGGAAAUCCAGCCCACAGGUGAAGGGAAGCUCCUGUGUUCUCCCCUUGCUGCUGGGGAAUUUGUGCCUUCUCACUGAAGCCUCUCUGGGGAUCCUGCAGCUUUGCACAUCACAGCAACACAGACACUCCCAGGUGAGCUCCAAGGGCCUCUUGUCACCUGCAGCUGCCUCUGGGUACCCUGGCAGUGCCACGAGACUGUCUUGUCAUGGAUUUCAUCCCCCAGGCAGGAAAUCACAGCACCAGCACACACAGAUUUGAGGAUGUAACAAAAGCUGUGUCUGUAGCCAGCGUGUCCAGAAGUGCUGGGAGGAGCAGGUGACAGCAGAGCAUCCUGCCAGCCCAGGGGCACAGACCCUGCUCCCCCCUGCCCCCAUCCCAUGAGACUGGCAGCUCUCUGCUCUUGGGAAGCAGAGCAUCCUGACUGAGAGCACACCUGCCACCAGACAAACUGGGAGCUCCAGACCUGGUGCUGCCCAGAGUGAUGGGACUGCAGCAGCACCAAGGGACCAACCUUGAGCAUCAGGACCAGGCUGAUGGAGCUGAGCUCCUCCUUCAGCACAGAUCCAACUUCAUACAAUUGUAGGAUGGUUUGGGUUGGAAGGGACCUCAAAAUCAUCUAAUUCCAAGCCCAGUUUACCAUGGGCAGCUACAGAAACCAGCUCUGACACCCCAAAACAUUUCCAGGUAGAAAUCAACAAUUGUCUCUGACAAAAGCCAUCACACUCAAGGGAAAUGCUUUGCUCUUUUUUUACCCAGUGCCCUCCACUCACCAUCCCUUUCCCCUUGCACACAAACAUGGAUGAGAACACAGUUGUGCCAUACCUGAGACAGACAAGCUCUCCUCAUUGCUGGGGAUUUUUUGUCCAGGUUUUCUGUUUGGUUUUAUUAUAUCCCAGACAUUCACUUCAGAUGGCCUGGCUGCUAAAGCCCAGCUCAGUGAGGUGCAGGGCUCCAUGCCAAGCCACAGGGUUUGUGUCCAUCCCCAGGCAGAGCAGAGAGUGCUCAGCUCAACAAAUCGCUGCCUAUCAGCUCAACUAUAAUGAGUAAAAAUAUAUUAGAGAAGUAUGAGGAGAACUAGGCAUGGAUUAAAUAAAUUAAUAUUUAAGCUUACAACAUGACUAGAAGCCCACUGAAGCAACACAAACAUUUUUUAAAAGCCUUUAACAGAUUUCAGGGAAAUUAUAUCUGCACUGUGCUGCCUUUUACUUCAGUGGAAAUUAAUUAGGGUGAUUGUUUUAGCUCAUGUAGGUUGCUGGAGAGUGAUGUAUGAGUCUCUGGUGGAAGAAGGAAAAGUCUGGUUUAGCUGAAGCACAAUGGAGGAGCUCAGGUUGGAGCUGCCUGGUUUUUUUAGAGCUUAAAAAGAUGUGGAAAUGGAGGAAAUAGAAAAUCCAGAGCGACAGCUGAGCUCAUCCUAACGUAACAAGCACACUGGAAAAGUGAAAUGGAGCACCCUGGCACGCAUCAGGGAAAGCCAGAAAUAAUCAAAUUGGUUUUUUGCAUGCCACUGAGUACAAGGGGUGAUUGUUAAUCUUAAUGGAAUGACAUGGGAUUGGCAGUAAAAUCAAAAACCAAGUGGGAAGUUGUAACAUUAAUGUAACUGCAGUGGUUUGAGGGAAAUGAACUACAAAACAUGGUGAUGGAGAAGCUAAAAUGCUGCUGUCCUAAUGUGUUAAACUGCAGCACCUUGAACAAAUCCUUGCAUAAAGGGAGCAGGUAGAAAAAUGUUAAUAUACAUACAAAAAAAAAGGCUAAGCAGAGGUUUCUUCGCGCUUACAAAAUGGAGCACAUCAAACUUGUGAGGAAGUAAAAUUUCAAGUUUUUCAAACUGAUUUUGACCAAAAUUUGAAUUCUGGGAGCUGCAAGAGAGGGAGAGUGGUCACAACCCACUGAGAAAUGGCCUCUGCAUUCUAUUUAUUUUAAUUUUUCUUCCAACAGAAAUAAAUGCUUUUUGAAAAGCCAUGUUUAAUGCAGGUCCCAUAAACAUUAUUCCUGUGUUAGGUUAUGUACAUCUGUCCAUGAAAUGUGGCAGUUUCUCAAGGAUCUGCCCUGUUACACUAUUUUUUUGGGGAGGCAGGGACAGCACAGGCCAAGAGGCUUUAGAAAAGAAUUGUAGGCAGAUGUAAGGAGAGUCAUUGACUAUCUGGCAAGUCAUACCUAAUGCCUUUUUUAAAAGCAACAGAUGGUGUGUGAACAG
Ficedula albicollis (Collared flycatcher) is the source of this 4137-nucleotide messenger RNA. It is a transcript of the gene RHOJ, whose product is annotated as ras homolog family member J. Lineage: Eukaryota; Metazoa; Chordata; Aves; Passeriformes; Muscicapidae. The coding region runs from base 106 to 750 and encodes 214 amino acids. Gene Ontology annotation, biological process: small GTPase-mediated signal transduction. The transcript has 5 exons. Gene Ontology annotation, molecular function: GTP binding; GTPase activity. The record is from RefSeq and is a predicted model, not a curated record.